AGUCGUUUAGGUGUGUCGUCUCGCGCGCGCGUGUUUUCUCUCGCGAGCUCGUCUUUCUGUCUCUCUCUCUUUCUCGUCCACCGCCAGUGUGCAUUCUCUGCCCGCGCAUAAAUACGUUGUUUCGCUUCUUUCUUUAUGUUCCGCGUUCGUUCGCAAAUAACGUCGCGCGAUACGUUCGCUGUGACCUUGUCGAAAUUUGGAGAAUCGGAUCUUGCGCGCGGGACACUUCGCGCGAGCAUAUAUCUCGGUCUUCCUCCUCUAAAUACGUCGUCACGGGUCCGACAUGCGUAGGAAGACGACGGCCGUGCCGGGAGGAUCGUCGUCGUCGAUCACGCCACGUAUUUCCUGAACCCAAUGUCCGGAAGCUACCCUUGGACCCGGAACCGGCGAAAUGAGAUGUCCGGUAAAGGCCGCACUGUGAGGAGGAUGACGAGAAUCCGCGUCGAAAGUGACGGAGCACCGAUACGUGCAUCGUACCGUGACACGAGAAUGACUCCGCGAAACGAUUAACGACGUUUCAUUGUUGUUUAGUGAGCUUUUCGAUCGCUGCACGAAAAAAUCGAUUAUUAUUGUUCGAGUCUGAGAGACUUUGGCGAGCGGAAGAAAGAACUUUUUGUUUCGAACUUUGUACGAUGUGAUUCAGGGGCGCGAACAUAAAGAAUAAAAUACUUAAAAAAACAAAAAAACAAAACAAAAAGAGACUGACGCGCGGUAACUCGUCACAGUGUGAUCGCGGUAUCGAUUGUGCUCGUAGCAACACUUGCUUGAGUAGUUGCGUAUACGGAACGACAUCGACGCUUUGGAGCUCAGAUCCUCGGUUUACUCAUGUUGGGAGUGCUGAAACGGCGUUGGAAGCCAUCAAAAAGGGCUUCCAGCGGCCGCGGAUCCGACUUGCCCCUCAGCGCGGAUCUGGCACUUGACAAGCCUCGUCCUAUACCGUCUCCAAGACAAAUCCAUCCCCUGUACGGUGAAAAAGCAGGUCUGUUAGGCUACUGCGAUACCGUCGGUAACACAGAGAAUUUUCCACCAGCCCCCAACAUCGUCGUUGAGGGUGGUAGAAUCGAGUUCGUGCGCCCCUCGCAAGAUGGCACACCGACAACCCGGAAGAACACCAUGUCCCGAGCCUCGCAAACCUUCAACGAGCAGCCAGAGAAGUCCGAUCCCGCCAAGGAGAGUCUGGAGGAGCGAGUGCAAGAACUCGAGCAAGCGUUGCUGGCGGAACGCAUCGCGGCUCAACGAGAUCGAGCGACGAUCACGAAGCUACAGCGGCAAAUCAACAAAAGGGAGACGACGCAGCGAGAUGUGGAACGAGAACGUCGACAACGAUUGGAAGCCGAAGCUCGUUUACGCGAGGCUACGGCCGAGGCUGAACGAACUCGCUCGAGAGUUCAUCAUCUUCAGCGAGAGUUGGCCAGAAUGGAGGAGUCGUCGCGGAGUCUGCUGCAACAGAAGCACCGGGCCGAACAGCUGAAGCAGGAGAAAACGGCACUGACACUUUCCUACGAAGCACGCGUGCACCAGUACCAGGCGCAGAUCUCGAAGCUGCAGCUGGAGAACGAGUCGAUGCGAGGUCAGCUGCGGGGCCUCGAGGCAGCGUGCGCCGGUGAAGUUCACGCCGCGCUGGUUGCACGACUGGCGACUCUCGAGACCGAACACGCGGCUCUGGCGCGGGACGCCGAUGCCCAGCGUCGACAGUACGAGCGUUGUCUGGACGACGUUGCCAACCAGGUGGUCCGCGCACUCCUAUCGCAAAAGGGUCUCAGGGAGGAAAUAGGCGCUCUGCAAAGACGUAUACGAGAGCUCGAGGCUCAAAAUCGAACGUUGUCGGGACUCCUGGCACAGGCCGCGAGUCCCACCGGAAGUCCCACCGAACUGAUCCAGGGACUUCUCGAAGCCAGUCCGGCCGCUCUGAUCGCCGCUCUCAGCUUGGACUCAUCCUGGGUUCCUCUCUCGAGACCGCGGUCUCUCAACUUGCAGAUACCCGUGAUGGCGGCUACCAAAUAUCGACGCAGCAAAUCUCUUGCGCAAAAGCCCUCGGAGGAAGAGGGUAGCGAGAGUCCCGAGAGCGGGAACCGCGAUGAGGGUUACUCGACCAUGUCGAGCGACGUUCAGGGUGAGGGUACGCGUCAGGAACCGUCCGCGCGCGGUCUCGAGGAUCUGAAGGAAGCCACCGACGAGACCGAGGCCGACGUGUCGCCGGACGCGCGUCUCGUCGCUCUUGACGCUGGCGAUCCGGACGUGCUCUUUCUACCUCUGAAUCUUACUGUGGGCAUCAAUCCGCGACACAGCUAUCCCCCGAGCAAGGAUCUGUUGCCGUAUCAGCACGUGAUGCGCAGCUUCUCCGACAGCCAUUUGUGUCUCAAGCUCACCACCGCCGCCGCCAAUUUCACCCCGUACAAAUUACCUAGUCCAAUGGGAUCGUCCUCUCUCCUGCUGGUGGAAGAGGACGGCUGGGACGCGGAAUAUGUGCAACAAUGGUUGAGGCUCGACGACAGUAGAAGCGCGCAGCAGCAUCGAGAUCUGCUCGAAUUGGAAUACGACAGAGCGGAGCUGGAGGACUGGAGCUUCUCUUUGUCUACGGAGGAUCUCGUACAAAACGAAUCGGUAACGUGGAAAGAGCAACCGGCCACUUCGAACACGCCCGCCUUGCCGGCAAUCAAAGAGAACAAUCUUCUGGAACUGGAGGAAGACGCGAACGAGUGUUUGUGGAACGGCGCGAGUUAUCUCGCCGACAGAACGGGAGGAGAGCUGGUUGCACUUUUAAUGGACGCGAGAACAACCGGACCCUGGCCGUACGCCUCGAGCCCAGGCGCUUCUUGGAGCAGCGAGGAGGGCGUUCUGGAAAACUCGAGCAAACGAUCCUCGGCGGCGCUUUCGGGCUGCAGCGACGAUCCCGACACUCCAUCAAUCGGCACCGAUUUUACCAGAGACUUUUACCGGUUGGUGAAGUUCGAAAGUACCAAGAGCUUAGCCAGCACGUCGUCCCGAAGUGGCAGACCACCGCCAGAUCGGGAACAAGCGCUUCAGAGCGUUCUGUCGUUCAUCGCCGAGCAACAGAUGUAUCUCGCGGAAUUACCGAACAAUCCCGUAGACCCGCACAACGUCGUGUCUUACUCGGCCGAAGAAACGGAUGCUAGCAAAGGUGAGUGUGCGGGAGAGACGAAGAUCACGGAGGUGGACGGUUCGGUCGCUCAGGAGAUCGGUGAUGGUGCGAGAAAUACAAUCGAGACGAGCAACAACGACGAGUUACUCGAUCAGAUACAGGUGCCGCCGUUAACAUCCGACGAGAGGAUUGUGAGUGCCGUGUCGUGCAACGGCGGUAUAUCGUACACAACGGUAACACCGUCGGAAUUGGGUGCCGUUCCCGAGGAGGACGAAGAGGCUGCGACCUCAUCCACGCCUAGUACAGUUGUGAGUCCCGCGCGAGCAACGCUUCUCGUGGAGGGAAGAGAUCGAACAUUGAGCUUCCACGAGCGUGCCACGUCCAAGGACGUGAUAGACGAGCUGAAUCGUAUGAUACGCAAAGGCGAAGAGAACGCGAGCGCGAACAACGAAUCGCAGGUAGCGCUGGAGAAAUUGGAUCUCGCUUGCUGCUGUCCGACAGGAUGGGUUCACGUUGAACGUGACAUUGACUUUACCGACCCCAAGGCCAGAGCAAAUCUUUUAGAUGUGAUGCUAGCGAGUAGCGAAAGUUCCUCGGCGACAUCGAGCAGCGGCUCGGCGGGCAGUGACUCGGGGGAUGAACCACCUGAUUACCGCCAUUUGCACAGAUUACACCGUUACCGACGACAAAAGAAAGAUGGUAGCGCCUACGCGGUGUGCUUUGAUUGUCACAAGAAAAGCUACGUAGUUCGGCUUAGUGACGAUCAGUUUCCUUCAUAAGCGACGUGUGACCAAUUUGGAAGGAUAAACGCGCGUCUUCCCGGGGAACUUAUUUCGAAAGCAACUGAACCAUACGCAUAUGUUCUCCCACAAAACGAACUUGAUUUCUACUAACUGAUAUUAACCGGCGGAGAAAACAUUCUCUUGGCUCACACAGUACCUUCAUGCAAUUCCAUCUCUGUUCUCGUUCGCGUGUAUCCGCGCCAACCUGUUUGGCACGCUUACAGCAAACUCGGUCCGAAAACUCUCUCAGACUUUCGAGCGUAAAAAAGAUUGUAGUCGAAGAUUCUAACGCGAGAUAAUCAAAUUGCAAAAAAAUCAAAAACCAAAAAUUUUAGUACACACAACUCUUAUAAAGUAUCAUAAAUCUAUAUACAUAUAUAUAUAUAUAUAUGUGUGUGUGUGUGUGAACGUAUAAUCGAAACUGCAAUUCAAAAUAUACAUAGAUGUAUCGCGUGUAAUGGAAUUGCGUCAUGGUAAAAACAGAGAAUAUAGUUACUUUCUCUCUCAUUAAAGCGAGCAAAGCGACAAGUUUCGAAUUCUAUUGACAUGUGCAGAACAUGUAUGAAUAUCUUCACAAGCCUUCCCUCUCUCUAAAACCGCUUCACAUGCCCGCUUCAUAUGUUCCGUCAUUUAAAUUCGCCGUGUAAUUAUUCAAUUAUACAUAUGUGUAUAUGACAUAUGGAUUUUGGGUCAAUUUUGCAAACUUUGCUUUCUCUCAAAAAAAUAAAUAUUCGCUAUUCUAUCGUUGAAACAAAUUUAUGUAUCCGUGCGUUUGACAAGUAAUUGUGUCGACAGCAAAAAUCGAUAUACGAGCAAUGAGAUGUGUGUGAAAGAGAGAGAGAGAAAGAGACAAAAACGAAAGACAGAGAGACUGAGAGAGAGAGAGA
This is a messenger RNA of Pseudomyrmex gracilis, 4772 nucleotides long. RefSeq lists its product as uncharacterized. Bases 826 to 3882 code for a protein of 1018 amino acids. The record is from RefSeq and is a predicted model, not a curated record. The transcript is spliced from 16 exons. Lineage: Eukaryota; Metazoa; Arthropoda; Insecta; Hymenoptera; Formicidae.